AUGGCCACCGCCAGCAAGAUCAAGGUCAAGAACCCCGUCGUCGAGCUGGACGGCGACGAGAUGACGCGCAUCAUCUGGAAGAGCAUCAAGGAGCGCUUCAUCUUCCCCUACCUCGACAUCGACCUCAAGUACUACGACCUGGGGCUGGAGUACCGCGACCAGACCAACGACCAGGUCACACUCGACGCCGCCGAGGCCAUCAAGAAGUACUCUGUCGGAGUCAAGUGCGCCACCAUUACCCCUGACGAGGCCCGUGUCAAGGAGUUCAACCUCAAGCAGAUGUGGCUCUCUCCCAUCCGCACCGCCGGCUACUACUACCCGACGAAGCCCCCACUUCUGGUACCUGUCGAACGGGCCCGGCCCGUCGUGCGCCAGGAACCGCGCCAUGACAACACGGACGAGUCCAUCACGGGCUUCGCGCACGCCUCGUUCAAGCUGGCGCUCGACAAGAAGCUGCCGCUGUACAUGAGCACCAAGAACACCAUCCUCAAGAAGUACGACGGCCGCUUCAAGGACAUCUUCCAGGAGCUCUACGACACGCAGUACAAGGCCGAGUUCGAGGCCAAGGGCAUCUGGUACGAGCACCGUCUCAUUGACGACAUGGUUGCCCAGAUGAUCAAGAGCACCGGCGGCUACAUUAUGGCUCUCAAGAACUACGACGGCGACGUCCAGUCCGACAUUGUCGCCCAGGGCUUCGGCUCCCUGGGCCUCAUGACCUCGGUCCUCAUCACCCCCGACGGCAAGACGUUCGAGUCCGAGGCCGCCCACGGCACCGUCACGCGCCACUACCGCGAGCACCAAAAGGGCCGGGAGACGAGCACGAACCCGAUCGCCUCCAUCUUCGCGUGGACGCGCGGCCUGAUCCAGCGCGGCAAGCUCGACGGCACGCCCGAGCUGGUCGAGUUCGCCGAGGCGCUGGAGAAGGCGUGCGUCGACACGGUGGACGCCGACGGGGUCAUGACCAAGGAUCUCGCGCUGGCGUGCGGCAAGACGGGGCGCGGCGACUACGUGACGACGAACGAGUACCUGGAUGCUGUUGAGAAGAGGUUGAAGGCUACGCUGAAGCAGUAG
Messenger RNA from Trichoderma citrinoviride, 1071 nucleotides. Its product is annotated as isocitrate dehydrogenase NADP-dependent. The record is from RefSeq and is a predicted model, not a curated record. Gene Ontology annotation, biological process: isocitrate metabolic process. Gene Ontology annotation, cellular component: mitochondrion. Gene Ontology annotation, molecular function: magnesium ion binding; NAD binding; isocitrate dehydrogenase (NADP+) activity. NCBI's taxonomy places the organism in Eukaryota, Fungi, Ascomycota, Sordariomycetes, Hypocreales, Hypocreaceae. The transcript is spliced from 4 exons. Bases 1 to 1071 code for a protein of 356 amino acids.